GCUGCAUGCCUAGCGCCUGAUGGCAUUCAGCUAUAGAAGUUUAAUAGCAGUGAGUGAGUAUGCCAAGCUUCAAGAUUAUCCUCUUGCUGGUCCUGGCUUCAUGGUCACUGCUAGCAAAUCAACUGGAUGCUGUGAAUGGAAGUUCAGCAUUUCUGGCAAACAGUACUGAUGAAGGAGAUGUAGUACUGACAGUUUGCCUAGGAGAGAUAGUCUCUCUAACUUGUACUCAUGACGAUAUUGCUGGUGAAGUAACUCGAUGGACGACUAGAGGAACUGUUUCUUGCAGUGUUAUAGUGAGCCACGUUGGAAAUUCAGGCUCUGAACAACCUUGUGGUCAAACUCCAUUCACCAUCAUCAUGAUCAGUGACGAUACUGGCCCUGUGGUGAGUUCCACCAUUCGGACAGCUGCCACUGAAGCAUUGGACGGUACUGUAAUUGAGUGCUUUGCGGGUAGUCUAUCAUCGUCUCCACGAAUUGGCAACACCACAGUUAAUGUGAUAGAUCUAAAUGUGUCUUUCGUGACUGACUGGAUGGCUAAUUUAAGAUCCAACAGUUUGUGUCCUGUUCUGGAGUGGGACCCUCUGGAUGCACCUUACCAGAGAUGUAUCACUGGCUACACUAUCAACCUGAAUGGAACAGUGUACAAUACCACAAACACAUCUCUAUCAUUAGCUGGAGAGAGCCUCUCUUACUGUGAGACUCAAGCAGUGACUGUGACACCACUCACACUGAAUGUACCCUUAUCUCCAGACACCUCAAAUAUCACUGUGAUCAAUCCAGGUAUGUGUGUACUGUGA
Halichondria panicea is the source of this 797-nucleotide messenger RNA. RefSeq lists its product as uncharacterized. Lineage: Eukaryota; Metazoa; Porifera; Demospongiae; Suberitida; Halichondriidae. The coding region runs from base 60 to 797 and encodes 245 amino acids. The record is from RefSeq and is a predicted model, not a curated record. The transcript has 4 exons.